This is a messenger RNA of Cladocopium goreaui, 1095 nucleotides long. The record is from the annotation of a GenBank genome assembly. NCBI's taxonomy places the organism in Eukaryota, Dinophyceae, Suessiales, Symbiodiniaceae.
AUGGCUCAAGGACUGAGCCCUCCUCGUGCCUUCAUCGUCCAGGCCUCAGGCCAGUUGAUGUCAGUGGCCAACCGAGAUGAGAACCACAGCGAGGGACGUCCCAGGACUGGCAUGGCCUGUUGUUGUGUUUGUCAGUUUCACUUUGAGGCAAGGGCCUGGGAAAGGACGCCGGAGCCGCCCAAGCGGGCGAGCUGCGUCCCUGGGGCCCUGGUGGGGGAUAGGCAUUCUAACCCUACAGAAAAGAAAGGUUUGGUGGCCCCGGCACAACAGGUGGUGGAGGCGACGGAGGAGGACGAGGAGGAGGAGGAGAAGAAGGAGAAGAAGGAGAAGAAGGAGAAGGAGAAGGUCGACGGCGCUCUUCACGAUCACGUCCCAAGCAGAGAUGUGCUUCCAGUCCAAGUAGAGGAAGAAGGAGGAGGAGGACAUGUCGACAUUAUCGCAGGACAUGAAGUCAGGGUUCUGGAGGCCCAUGAGCGCACCCUCGGUGCGGAGCAUCCUUCCACAUUGCUCUCAGUCCACAAUUUGGCACUUUGCCUCCAGGCCAGGGGCCAGCUGAAGGAUGCAGAAGCGCUCUACAGGAGAGCUUUGGAGGCCCAGGAGCGCACCCUCGGUGCCGAACAUCCUUCCACAUUGUGGUCAGUCAACAAUUUGGCAAAUUGCUGCUCAGACAUGGGCCAGCUGAAAGAUGCAGAAGCGCUCUGCAGGAGAGCUUUGGAGGCCCAGGAGCGCACCCUCGGUGCGGAGCAUCCUUCCACAUUGCUCUCAGUCCACAAUUUGGCACUUUGCCUCCAGGCCAGGGGCCAGCUGAAGGAUGCAGAAGCGCUCUACAGGAGAGCUUUGGAGGCCCAGGAGCGCACCCUCGGUGCCGAACAUCCUUCCACAUUGUGGUCAGUCAACAAUUUGGCAAAUUGCUGCUCAGACAUGGGCCAGCUGAAAGAUGCAGAAGCGCUCUGCAGGAGAGCUUUGGAGGCCCAGGAGCGCACCCUCGGUGCGGAGCAUCCUUCCACAUUGCUCUCAGUCCACAAUUUGGCACUUUGCCUCCAGGCCAGGGGCCAGCUGAAGGAUGCAGAAGCGCUCUACAGGACUGGAAGUUAG